Messenger RNA from Triplophysa dalaica, 1247 nucleotides. It is a transcript of the gene shfl, whose product is annotated as shiftless antiviral inhibitor of ribosomal frameshifting. Gene Ontology annotation, molecular function: ribosome binding; sequence-specific mRNA binding. Gene Ontology annotation, biological process: innate immune response; viral translational frameshifting. Bases 93 to 1073 code for a protein of 326 amino acids. NCBI's taxonomy places the organism in Eukaryota, Metazoa, Chordata, Actinopteri, Cypriniformes, Nemacheilidae. The record is from RefSeq and is a predicted model, not a curated record. The transcript has 10 exons.
AAAAAACACAAUAACAGACCAGGAAACGGUGCCACACGUAAGGCGCUAGCACUAUUCUAAUACCUACUACAGAAACAAUUUACGAGUCCGAGAUGAACACAAUGCAUGAAGAAGUAGAGUUGGAGAAAAGUGUAAGGCGACUGAGAGAGAAAUUUCAUGGAUUAAUUGACAUUGACAGGGCGGUUUUACUCAUGCGACGCUACAUGAACGAUCAUCAAAUGGUGGCAAAAUGGGUCGCCCUAAUGGCCAAUGCUGACAGGGACCUGGAUGACGAGGAGCGACGCACGCUGAAAAAUGAUCCUGUUGUUAAGAAUGUGGUUACGAAACUCAAGGCUGAUGAAAGACAACAGGAAGAAAACCCCACCAAGACAUCUGGAUCCAGUGCUACCAGUUCUUCAGCAAAGCCCAAUUCAAAGAAAAGAACAAAUGAGGACAAACAUUUAGUGGAGCUUGGCGAGCGUCUACGAGUUUUGCCGUUAACAAUGGAAAACAAACGUAUGUUCGACCAGGCGCAGGAAAAUGAGAUCCCUGCCACCACACAUCAGUUUGCCUGUCAGUCAUGUGACAGGGACUGGUGGCGACGUGUCCCACAAAGGAAAAGAGUGUCUCGCUGUCGACGGUGCAAAAAGAAGUAUGACCCCGUACCGCCCGACAAAAUGUGGGGCAUUGCAGAGUUUCACUGUCCAAACUGCGCUCGUUCUUUUAUGGGCUUCGGUCGGAUGGAUGGACGUUCACCUUGUUAUGGGUGUCGUUCAGCCAUAUUCCCAACAAGGAUUUUGCCACCAAAGAGGAGAGUGAUGUCAGGAGCCAGAAGAAAGAAUCAGCACAGCUGCCUGGCUGAAGACUGUUUUAACAGAAUGGAGCCCCAUGUACCUGGUACCGAAUGUGUGCACCCUCGUAGCAGACAGAAGAACAGGAAACCGCGGGUGGUGUACCCCAGCCCAGCUCACAUUAGCAGCGGAUCCACUGUAAACACAUGCCUGAGUCAAGGCAGUCUGCUGGAGAGCAUUAAUGAGCUGAUUCUGGAUGACAUUGAAGAAGAAUCUGAUGAAGAGUCUGAUAUCAGCAGCUGAGACAGCAAAGAAAAUGCUGAGCGAAUGCAACUUUAGCUAUAUGGAACGUUGAUUUCAAACAUCAAUGCGAUGCAAAUUAUAAGAAAUAAUAAUAAAAAGUCUGAAAUACAAUAUCCCCUUAAACAAUACCAUGAAAGAAAGUCCAUGCUUACAAAUAAACUUAAUUAUACAUUA